GCUAGGUUCACACAAAAGUCAAAGCCAAUUUCCUCAUCUCCAACCUCACUCACCUUUCACCUCUGUUUGGACGCAGAAGAAACCUAGCCCUACCUUCCUUCGUCAAAUCCUCCGUCGCGAACAGACUAGUAUCUGUUCGCGCAAUUUCCAAUCUCUCUUUCUCUUAGGGUUUACGCAGUCCAUGAAACGAUCGCCAUGUCCAGAUCCGAUUCAUCUAACUGAAGGUGAUAUUUCUUGUGUUGCAUAAUCAGUAGUGGUUGUGGUGGUGGAGGAGAUAGAGAGAUGGCUAGGGAUAGGGAUUUGUCGAGGUCGCCGUUGUACCGGCGAAGGUAUUCGCCGUCGACGUCCCCUGUGGGGCACAGGUAUAGCCGGAGAAGCAGAAGAGAUAGAAGCCGAUCUCCACAUUCUUAUAGCAGACGAAGAAGUCAGUCAAUUUCCCCUAGACGCCACAAAAGUCGUUCUCCAACUCCAAGCCGGCGUAAAACUCGCUCUCCAACACCGAGGCGUUAUAAGAGACAAAGAAGUAUUAAUACCUCAUUGUCUCCUAUAAGUAAAUCUCGUAGUCCAAGUAGCGGGUCAAUAGGCACCAAAAGUGCCAGUGAAAAACUGAGAAAAGAAGAAGAGAAGAAAAGGCGUCAACAAGAGGCGGAAAUGAAACUGAUAGAAGAAGAAACUGCAAAAAGAGUGGAAGAAGCCAUACGGAAGAAAGUUGAAGUCAGCUUGAACUGUGAGGAGAUCAAGCUGGAAGUACAGAGGCGAUUGGAGGAAGGUCGGAAGAAACUUCUUGAUGAGGUUGCAGCUCAACUUGAGAAGGAGAAGGAAGCUGCUCUUAUUGAGGCAAGACGAAAAGAGGAACAAGCUCGAAAAGAGAAGGAAGAGCUGGAGAGGAUGAUUGAAGAGAACAGGAGGAAGGUGGAAGAAGCUCAGAGGAGGGAAGCUUUAGAGCAGCAGAGGAGGGAGGAGGAACGGUACAGAGAACUGGAGGAGCUGCAAAGACAAAAAGAAGAGGCCCUGCGAAGGAAGAAGCAACAAGAGGAGGAAGAACGUGCAAACCAGAUGAAAUUGUUGGGCAAGAACAAAUCCCGGCCAAAAUUGUCAUUUGCGCUUGGCUUGAAAUGAAAGAGGGAUUCAAUUUCUUGUUGUGUUGUUUUUUAAAUUUGCCAACGUUGCUUUUUCCAAUUUGAAGAAAGUUAUUGGUUGCAACAGUUUUUUGGGGUAUAGUGUUAUCCAUGCUCUGGGGUUCUUUGUCUUGCAUUCA
Messenger RNA from Camellia sinensis, 1258 nucleotides. RefSeq lists its product as uncharacterized. Gene Ontology annotation, cellular component: nucleoplasm; mitochondrion. The record is from RefSeq and is a predicted model, not a curated record. Gene Ontology annotation, molecular function: cadherin binding. Lineage: Eukaryota; Viridiplantae; Streptophyta; Magnoliopsida; Ericales; Theaceae.